Messenger RNA from Athalia rosae (coleseed sawfly), 6681 nucleotides. RefSeq names its product acetylcholine receptor subunit alpha-like 1 (gene nAChRalpha1). Bases 2091 to 3854 code for a protein of 587 amino acids. Gene Ontology annotation, molecular function: acetylcholine-gated monoatomic cation-selective channel activity; transmembrane signaling receptor activity. Gene Ontology annotation, cellular component: postsynaptic membrane; neuron projection; synapse. The record is from RefSeq and is a predicted model, not a curated record. Gene Ontology annotation, biological process: chemical synaptic transmission; signal transduction; monoatomic ion transmembrane transport. NCBI's taxonomy places the organism in Eukaryota, Metazoa, Arthropoda, Insecta, Hymenoptera, Athaliidae. The transcript is spliced from 7 exons.
AACCACUGCGCCAAAUGAUCGGAGGUGUGCGGGUAUAAACUGAGAGGAGUAAGGCAAAACGAACCCUAACCGAAUAGUAAUUGCGUUGCCUUCUUUGAGGUGUACGGUGUGAAAAGUAUGAAUUUCUAUGGAUUCGUGAUAAAUUGGGCAGUAUCUGGUCCCCGAGGAAUACGAUUUUGUCGGCAGAUUCCCAUCUCCGUUCAUGCGUAGGAGGGAGGGAGCCGAGGAGAAACGCCCGAGUCCCCGGGGCACGGACAAAGUUCUCCGUCCCUCCGACCCCGGGACCGUAGCAGCAAACCCUGUGCGGUGGCGGCGGCGGUAGCAACAACAACGGCGAGGGCGACCAAGGCGUGUAAGCAGCGGCGGCGGCAGCGGUAGCAGUGGCAGCGGAAGUUUCAGCAGCAGCGGUAUCAGCGGCAAUGGUACCCGCAGCAUUCCAGCGACCCUGUUCAGCACCCUCUGACGAGCCGACCUCGCAUCACCCCUGUCAGUAUCGACUGGGGUUGGGAGGGAGGCUCGGGCGAGCUCGUGAGGGGUCGUGGGGCGUCGUGAGCCGUCGCGACGUCUCGCGUCGGAGCUUCCACAUGGUUUGGUAUUGGCUCCCAGGGCGCAGGGUGGUUGUGCGGCGGGGCUGCGUCUAUGUUCAGGCGGGGAUGCUCUGGAGCGCUGGAGCCGUGGACCGCUAGUGCCAAGGAGGCUGGUGGUUUGGUCGUUUGCUAGUUGUUUCGUCUUUUACACGUUCGCCGAUACGUCCGUACGUGCGUACGUUUCGGAUCGUUCGUACGUUUUGUCGUUCGGAUCGUAAGAUAAUCCAUUGGUCGUCGUGAGCGUUUUGAAUCGUGUCCGACGAAACCCCGUUGACCCGAACGCGCGUGGAUCCAGUGCUGGGAGUGUCCGUUGUUCUAAGGUUGUCCAGGGUGAAGCCGGGGUGUUACGCGGUACGGAGCGCCGGCACAAUUUUUGACUCUAAGAUUAUGAAAUAAAAAUUCUUCUAUUUUCAAUAGGGAAACACAAAAGCCGAGGAAUGUAACGAUAUGUACAGGUCCGUGUAAGCCGCAGAGAUAGCAAUACCACGAUUGUUCGGUUAUGCAGCGUAUAGUGAUCGUUCUGUGCCCGGAGCUUUCGAUUAACCGGUGAAUGCUGUGUGCGCGAUCGGAUACCGCGUUGAAACCGAAACUGAGUGACUGUCUCGAUUGUUUUGCUUUGCAUACCGUGCGGAGAGGUGCACACGCAGAGUCUGCCCACAGCAAACGUACAGGGGUUGGAAGAGACUCACUCGAGCAUUUCGAUGCGAAAAAGUUCAUAAAGAAAAUAGAAUACAAGUCGGAUAAAAUUUUCCAAGGGAUAUUCGAGAGGUUCGAGUACCUAAUCGAGUGACAAGUGCCGGCUAACGGAACAUCGAACAAGGAUAAUAAAGUGACUGACCCCGGGGAGGAAUAUCCUUUUUUUCGUCGUUUUUGAAGAAUUUUUCCCGACUUCAGACACCUCCAACGAAUAGUUAGACUAAUCUUCUCUCGAGAUAAAUAACUUUCAAAUGUACCUCGAAAACCUCGCCAAUCAAAAUAGCAUUACGACAAGACAAAAUUGAAUUGGUCGCUCACCGUAAGUUCUCGCAACGGUGUGUUUUGAUAGGAAAUUUUUUCACCCUGUGGGUAGAAAGAAAGUGGCCGAACGAUUGAGAGUGAUCGGACACCCCGUCAUCAUGUCAAAGAUUAUUAUAGACGUCGAUUCGAUGGUGCAGCAGUUUACGCUGCAGUGGUAGCAGACAGUUUGGUGCAGGCCUUCGUCUAGUCGGGGUGGUAUUUUUGCUGGUAAAGUGUGGCCGGGUGGUGGCGGGGGAGGUGGAGGGCGUGGAGGAAGGUGCAGAAGGAGCGCGAGGACGACGAGGUUACAGGAGAAACAAAGUCGUAGGGAUGUGUGGCCAUUGGAGGAGAGGGCUGCGAACUGCUAAUAUUACCUUGGCCAGGAGCACGAAAUCGUGCCCGCCCCAAAGGACUCCGGGGGUUCGGUAGCUCACCACUGGCUAUUCCUCGACGCCCGCGGGCAAUGUGCCCACCCGUCGGGGACACACCGGGUGGACAAGGCGUACGAUGCAUAGAGAUGUUUGGUCGGCAGGCGGUCGGGAUGGCGGUAGCGGUAGCGGUAACGAAAGCUGGGGGAGGUGGUGGACCAGGUUGGGGGGAUUGCUGGCGAUGGCGAUGGCGAUGUCGUGCCUCGUUCCGGCGAUCCCGGGCGCUGAGGCGAACCCCGAUGCCAAGCGACUCUACGAUGACCUCCUCUCAAACUACAACCGCCUUAUACGCCCCGUCGGCAAUAAUAGCGACCGACUCACAGUCAAGAUGGGCCUCCGGCUCUCCCAACUGAUCGAUGUCAAUUUGAAAAACCAGAUAAUGACCACGAACGUUUGGGUGGAGCAGGAGUGGAAUGACUAUAAGCUGAAGUGGAAUCCGGACGAAUACGGUGGGGUGGAUACUCUUCACGUUCCAUCGGAACACAUCUGGCUUCCCGACAUCGUCCUUUACAACAACGCCGACGGGAACUACGAGGUUACCAUCAUGACCAAGGCGAUUCUACAUCAUACGGGUAAAGUCGUGUGGAAACCCCCGGCUAUCUACAAAUCGUUCUGCGAGAUCGACGUCGAGUAUUUUCCGUUCGACGAACAGACUUGUUUCAUGAAGUUUGGCUCUUGGACGUACGACGGUUACACGGUGGACCUUCGGCACAUAGCGCAAACGGAGGACUCGAACGAAAUCGACGUCGGCAUCGAUUUGACGGACUAUUACAUCUCCGUGGAGUGGGAUAUCAUAAAAGUGCCUGCAGUAAGAAAUGAAAAGUUCUACAUCUGCUGCGAAGAGCCUUACCCGGACAUAAUAUUCUACAUAACGCUGAGGCGAAAGACUCUGUUUUAUACGGUGAACUUGAUAAUCCCGUGUGUCGGCAUCUCGUUUCUGUCAGUUCUUGUGUUCUACCUGCCCAGUGACAGUGGUGAAAAAGUAUCGUUAUCCAUUUCUAUCCUAUUGUCGUUGACUGUGUUUUUUUUACUGUUGGCCGAAAUCAUUCCGCCGACUUCCCUAACGGUACCCCUUCUAGGUAAAUACUUGUUAUUCACUAUGGUGCUUGUGACGUUGUCCGUUGUUGUGACUAUUGCGGUGUUGAACGUUAACUUUAGGUCCCCGGUUACUCACAGAAUGGCGAGGUGGGUGCGCGUUGUGUUUAUACAAGUGUUGCCUAAAUUUUUACUCAUCGAAAGACCGCAGAAGGACGAUCCUACGGAAGGUGACGACGACGGUAAACCGCAGGACGGUAUUUUAACCGACGUAUUUCACCUGCCGGCCGAAAUUGACAAGUACAUGCAGUACGGAAGUAAAAGGUAUAGCGCCGACUACGACGUACCCUCGAUGCCUACGGCCAGAUUUAACGCAGCUCCCUUAGCGGUUGUCACAUCCAUGGGGCCUUGUUUCGACGAGCCGCAUCCCGCUCUGCCUUUACCUGGGGCCGACGACGAUUUGUUCAGUCCAGCGAGCCCAGGUUGCGGUCACGACGACGUCAGUCCUACCUUCGAGAAGCCGAUGAUCCGCGAAAUCGAGAAAACUGUGGAGGACGCCAGAUUUAUUGCUCAACACGCCAAGAACAAGGACAAAUUCGAAAGCGUGGAAGAAGACUGGAAAUAUGUGGCUAUGGUCCUUGAUAGAAUAUUCCUUUGGAUGUUUACCGUGGCCUGUGUUUUUGGAACGGCGCUCAUCAUUCUUCAAGCACCAAGUUUGUACGAUACAACUAAACCAAUCGAUAUAAAGUACAGUAAAAUUGCUAAAAAGAAGAUGAUGCUGUUGAACAUGGGACCGGAAGAGGAUUAACGUGAACUAUUACGCGCUGUGUGACCGGCGCUUAUAAAUCCUUAUUAUAACAGAGUCCCGAAAAUAUUGUAUUUUCCCGGGAUUUCCGGUCUUCGGUUCUGGUUCGAAAAUCGUUUGUCGUGGACGUGGACCGAAAACGAUUCGUAACGAGAUAUUACAACAUCGCCGUCACAGAUUAAUCGUACAAGACCAUACACUGCAGAUUUCUUGUUGGAUAAGAAUUUACUGGUAUAGAAAAAAAAAAAAAAAAAUUGGCAUUCAUAUACGCAGACCAACUACUGGCGGGAAGUUGACGCAUUUAAUCGAUAAAGUGCAUUAUUUCUUCUUUUUUUUUUUUUCAAAUGGAACCGCCUCAAUAAUCGUAUAAAAAAGUACCUGGUGCCAAAUAUCAGGAGUGCAGAGCCAUAUUUUCGAAAGUUCGGGUUCUUGCAGCUGCGAUCCGGUGAACGGUUUUACGCUCAAGGUUGGCGAUUUUAUAAAAGUAUCCAAUCGUCCCCAGACAACAUCCAACUGCCAAUAUCAGGGAAACGGCAUCGACUUCCACCUUCUCAAACUACACAAGAAAUGUAGGAGAUAGAAAAAAGUGAAACGAGGAAAACGAAUGCGAAGAAGAAGGAGAAGAAGAAGCGAACGAAAAAAAAAAAAAAACAUAAAAUAAACGAAACAUGCAAACAGAUGUGCCAAAAUGCGAUGCGGAACUAACAAAAUCAGAGCCACGCUGCUGUCAAAUGGUUCAUCAACGUACGACGCUCAAUGUGUAUAUUAUCUUUUUCGAAAAAUAUUUUUCUUUCACCUUAUUUUAGUUAUGUACAGUUAAAUAUGAAAGAAUAGUGCCAAAUUUUUAUUUAAUUAAAAAAUUAAAUAAAAACAACCAAAAACAAAACGUCAAGCAGGUAACACAAAAAAAGAUAGAUAAAGAAAAUGUAUUGAGAAUAAAAAAUAAUAAUAAUGAUAAUUAAACGAUUAACCAAAAAUGUAUUUACAAGAACUUAGACGUUAAUCGCUUCAUCAUUGCCAUCUUCUUCAUUGUCGGAGGCGAAAGUCACUUUGAACGGAAGAGUUUCUUUUCUUUUUUUUUUUUUUCGUACACCUUGAUACGGCCGAUGAACGUAUUAAUUUCAUGUCAAUCUCGGCACGAGAACUCCCUCGGUAAUAAAAAAUUAGAAACGUUCUCACUCGUCAUAAAAGCGUACCGCUGAGUCUCUCAGCGGCAUUACUCCGUUAUACGUUACGUUAAACGACUGAUUUUCACGUGACCUCCCCUGCAAGAACGUUGGGAGGUAAUAAUUGUACUAACAGAUGACAUUCAUGCUCACCAUAUCGACAGCUAUCAUCGUGCCAACCCUUCGAUAAAUUUGAUAAUUCGAAAACACACUUAGAACACACGACGUUGUUGCAAAUUCGAAAUCAUUCCUCCUUUCUGCUCAAAGUGCUUUUCGUCUCUGUAUAUUUAUAAAAAUAAAAAUAAUAAUAAUAAUAACGAUACUAAUUGUAAUAAUCAUAAUAAAACUAAUGAAAUGAAGAAAUGAAUAUAUUAGAAUCAAUGAUAAUACCCUAUAAUAAUAAUAAUGAUAAGGAGAGGUGAAAGAGAAGCAGAAUAUUAUUAAUAAUGGUGAUUAUGCUCGUGCGGAUGCUAGUAAUAACAACAAUAAUAAUAUAUAACAAAUAAAUAAUAAUACUCAUAUUAAUAAUAAUUAUAUGAAUGGGAAGAGAUAACGAUAAUAAUGGAGUAACAACAAUGACGGAUGACAAUGUUGAUAACAAUAAUAACAAUAAUACUAACACUAAAAAACUAACAAUGAUGAUGUUAACCACAAAUUAUUAUUAAUAAUAACAAUAACAGACGUAGCGAAGAUACCGAUACUAAUACACCGUACAUGAUGAUAUACGAUGAAACCGUGAAGUUUAAUGAUAUAUAGAUGGUAAAGUUGACGGCAGCAAGAAAGACGUGAAAAGCUGUACACCAAACGAAACAGCAGAGAGGAGAAAAAAACAAAAAAAAAGGGGAAGGGAAAAAGUAAAAAUAUAUUUAGAAAGGGAGCUGAAGUACAGCGGCUAAGAGUCUUUUCAUAUUCGAAAGAACACAUAUGCGUGAUGAUGCGAGAGUGUAUGUGAGAAAAAUGGUAAAAUCAAGCAAAAAGAAGAUAUGAAGAGGGCGAGACAUGAGAAAAAAAAUGAAACGAAGGUACAGGUGAUCCGUUGGUUCGCCGGCCAACCCAUCAGGUGUCUCUGAUGAAGUGGAAUGCUGAUGAAAGCUACAAAAAAAAAGUAAUCCUUUCAUCCCCUCUGUAAAAGUCAUGUGAACGCAGGCGAUAGGUGUACAUUGCACACAUUCGUCGUGAAAAAUUCUACUUAAAUAUAAUACAUCAUAUAUCAUACAUAAGUAUGUAUAUCGUGUAUACAUAAUUAUGUAUAAUAUAAACACAUUAUUAUUAUUGUUGAAAUGAAAACAAGCAAGGUAUACCUAUUGUACUAUUAGAUGGUGAAAGACGUCUGCCGAAUCAUGGGAAUAAAAAAUAACGAUGAAGAGAAGGGAAGCACAAACAACAAUAAAUGAACAUCCAUAUGUUUGGUAUAUAGUAUAAUAUAUAAUAAUCAAUUUAUUUGCUCAUACAAAAGUAAUGAUAAUAUAUCAUACGUUUGAUUGUGAAUAGGUACACCAAUGAAUAAUCAUUAAUAAAAUACAUAACAAAUGAUAAUACUCAUACUAAUACUAAUAAUAAUAAUAAUAAUAACGAUAACGAUAAUGAUAAUAAUAAUAACAACAACAACAACAACAACAACAAUACUAACAGUAAUAAUCAUACCCUAAAUAAGAUUAUCAUCU